UUGACAGCUAGCUUUCCGUCAUCUCAUUAUUUUUCUAAAAUAUUUUAAUCGAGUAAAUAGAUUCAUUGAUUAUAUAAAUUACUUAUCAAAACAUUUUUCAGAAUGCGUUGCCUGUGAUAGAUGAGUCGAAUUCGAUGUUAGUGUAAAAUUUUCUAAUAAAGAAACUAUUACAAUAAUGAAAGAUGUCGUCGCAUUAUGGAUCCAUGUACAAUCGAACAAAACGAAAGUGAAUUAUAAUUGAACGUGUGAUUAGUGAUUUUACGUAUUUUAGUUAUAUAUUGUAGUUUAAAAUGGCGCAGACAGUGAGACGCGCCAUAGAGGCGAGAUAUCCUUCAUGUUAUAUACCUAGUAGACUUAAGGAAAGGAGGGCAAAAGCCAGAGCCCUGAGAAUGGAGAAACAACGUAAACCAGAUAAGCCUGAAGACUUUGUAUGCUAUUCCGAUAGUGAUAGUGAAGAAGAAACCCCUACACAACAACACACAGUUCUGUCCACGUCAUAUAAUUUUGUAGAUUAUGUACGAUCUAGAGAAAUUUUAGCACCAGAGCCACGAUCCGUGGACCCCUCGUAUGCAACUCGCCACAUGCUAACACAUGAUAUGUUCCGCGAGACACCUGUCAACCUCGGCAACAUGAACAAGGUGUUCUGCUCACAGUGGCUAUCAGACAGACAAGUGGUCUUCGGUACCAAAUGCAAUAAGCUGAUGGUGUACGACGUGCGCUCGCGCUCGCUGGACGCGAUCCCCACGCUGCGGCCGCGCGCGCCCUGGCCCGGCGCCGAGCACCAGACCGGCAUACACGCGCUGCAGAUCAACCCCUCCAGAACACUGUUAGCUACCGGAGCGCGAAACUCUUGCGAGCUCGCGAUAUACAGCUUACCCACCCUCGACCCCGUUUGCGUAGGGGAGGCGCACAAAGACUGGAUCCUCGACAUGUGCUGGCUGGACGACGAGUUCCUGGUGACGGGCUCGCGCGACUCCAAGCUGGCGCUGUGGCGCGCGCCGCCCGCGCCCCCGCCCGCGCGCACGCCGCAGCACCGCUUCGUGGCGCCCGUCGCCGUGCGCGAGUGUCGCGCCGGUCAGAAAGUCCGCGCGCUGACAUUUAACACGAAGUGGGGGGAGAUCGCAGCCCUGACCCUCAACGGAUACAUUCACGUGUUCAGUGCCAGCACCUUCCGACAGUCGCUCUCCCGCAAGCUGCCCUCCUGCCAGGACCUCGUCUGCCUCGCUACACAGGAAAGUGGCAUUUACGCGAUCGGUUGCAAGUCGUACACGUUGCUGCUGGACUGUCGCACGCUGCAGUCCGUGAAGAAGAUCACGUCCCGGUACAACGGCUGCGGCAUCCGCUCCGCCAGCUUUCGCGGAAACAUGCUCACCAUCGGCACCGGACUCGGCUUGCUUAUGUUCUACGACCUGCGAGCGGGUAAAUACUUGGAGAGCAACAUUCACUCCUCAAAAACGGUCACACUCAAAGCGUCCAAAGGAUAUGUGUUCCCGGACGAGGAGGCGGACGGGUUCAACCAGGUGAAGUACGUGCCGGCCAUCUAUACGCACUGCUAUGACGACAGCGGUACGCGCAUCUUCACGGCCGGCGGCCCGCUGCCCGCGCCGCUCAUCGGAAACUACGCCGGCCUGUGGCAGUAGCACCACCAUCGCGUACGUGCUGCCCUCUACACGCACUGCUACGACGACAGCGGCUCGCGCAUCUUCAUGUUUAGCUAAAAUAUUAAAACGAGGUAUACAAUAACAAUUGUGAUACCUGUUUAUAUGAUUGGCAAUAAUAAAUAUAUAUAUAUACAUAUAUAUACAUUUUUUUGUACUACAAAUGUGUGGCAUAUCGUCAUAUUGCAGUCGACAUAAUGGUAUAAGUCCUUUUUAAGUUAUGUCCAUUAUAACUUGGCCUCUAAUAUAUAUGAAACUGUUAAGUAUGUAGGGGUCGAGUUGUCUUUUAAAAAAUACACUAUAAAGGUCAUAGCAAUAUCGGGUGAGUUAAAAACAUUUAAUUUCUUUCUAAAGGUAAGGUUAGUUGUAACAUAGCUAUUUGUAAAAACUUGUACCUACUAGUGUUCAGUUCGGAAUAUAUAUUGUAAAUAUAAGUAGUAAAAUCUAAUUUUUAUGUGGACUUUUAUUUUUUCAAUGUAAUUUUGGUAUUUUUGGAACUUAAAGAUAAUAUCGAAACUAACGCAUUGUCUUUUAAUUUAGAUAUCUUUUACAUGUUUAAAAGGUCGAUAUGAAAUUAAUUAUCUUUUAAAUAUUAUACAUGAAUGUAAUAAAAAAAUAAUUAAAUAUCUGUCCAGGCUCCUCUGUAAGAUCAUAGUAUGUAUUAGGAAAUGUUUGUUUGUAAAGCCAUGUUACCUCAUUAUAGUUCACAAUUAAAAAGCAGAAGAACAAUUUCAACAACAAUGCUAUAAAAAUAUCUGAUUGGCUAAGAGAAAUAAAAAAUUAUAGACCCGUUAAUGCAUAUUGCAUCUAAUUAAUCUCAUUUAAAAUAAUUUGCUAUCAAAAAACUUUAUCUAAAAUAACCGAAGUCCAUUAUUACAAGUUUAAUGAGUCCAGAUACAAAAGUAAAAGAAAAACUAAGGCAACUUUAAACAUACUGGUACAAAUAAUAUAAGAUUUUGUUUAAAUUAUAUGUUGGUUUAUCGUACAUGGAUGUCCUGACAUAUUUCGGUUAAAACUGUCUUUCUUAAAGUUUACUCAAUUGCAAGGGAGUAGAGUUCUCAAAUACAGGUGCACUAUUAUUUCUUAUUCUCUUAAUCAAAUUGAUAAUUCAGAUUCAGGACCAAAAGCGCCAAUUUCCAAACCAUUUGCAUUUUAUUACGAGUCGAGUUACAAAAUGAGAAUCUCUAAAUCCUUGCCCCCAUUUUGAAGUAUUGGUUACCAUAUAAAUAACCUAGUUAAGUUAAUAUGAAUAUAGUCCGAAUGAGACAUACAAAAUCCAUCAGUCGUGUGCUUUCAAAGAGCACAAAUUAUAUAUUAUAUUAAUAAAAAAAAUAUUGAAUUUUAACUCCUUACCAGAUGUGACGUCACAAACAGAAUAGCCAAAUUAGCAAUCAGAUCUUAUAAACAUAUAACCUUUUGAUACUAACUGUAGCAUUCCUGUAAUGUUUGAAAAUUAGAACGGGCGAUUUGGUCAUUUCCUUCAUAAAUAAUAUCAGUUCCACAAAGAUAAACAGGCAUUGAAUAAAUACAGAAAUAAUUAUAUUGUGCAAAUUUAAUGUCCUUUGCAAUUCUGUGAUUGUCGAACACGUUAACCGGGACACUGCCUUGCAUAAUGUAUAAUUAUUAUUAAUUAAAAAGCUAGACGCUAAAUUAUUUUAUUUCGUAAUUAUCUACUGGGAAUGGGCUAUGUUUCUUCUAAAAAAUUUAGUCAUGUUGCGUCAAGAUGUAAAUAAGUACUACCAGCUGAUAUUGGAAUCUGACAUAUGGGCGGAACUUAAAAAUGGCCGACACAUUGUCGGUUUUUAAUAUUUUGAAAAUGAUUGCAAAAUGUAUUUUUGACGACAAUCGAAAGUAAAAUGUGUUAAAUAAAUAAUGAAAGUGUAGAUGAUAAGAACAACUCAUAAAAUUGUAAAAACUGAUUCUUGUAAACAGCUUUUUAAUAUAACCAAAUUAUUUGUUUAAUAAAAUUUAUUUUACUAGAUGUAAUAUCUCCAUAUGUCAGAACGCAAUAGAGACUGGCAAUGUUUCCUUGCCUAUAAAAUACGCGUCAAACUUUGCCGGUCAGAAAUUAGUCACGAAUAGUUGCGCAAUACAAUUUUGCAAACAAAAGCGUUUGUAUAAAUAGUUGUUCUAAUUUUUUUUUUUAUUAUUUUACAUGCGCGAAUGUGUUUUAGUUUCAGGCCGGCUUAGCUACGAUCAUAUAAUAUAUAAAAUUGUACCUCCAUCUUUAUAAUUAAGCAACAAAACUGGAUAUUUGUUGAGAUAUUGGACGUUUAUUACCUGGAGCCAUAUUGUAAUAUAUUCGUGACAAGGAAACAUUGUAACAUUUAAAGUAAGGAGUUAAGUACUAACUUAAUUGUACACUGGUUUGGAGACGAAGUGUUUUUACGUAUGCGUACCAAGCAAAUGAACAGAACUAUAAUGAUGAAUUAAAAAAAUUAUAUUGA
Messenger RNA from Nymphalis io (European peacock), 4105 nucleotides. It is a transcript of the gene DCAF12, whose product is annotated as DDB1- and CUL4-associated factor 12 homolog. The transcript has 10 exons. The record is from RefSeq and is a predicted model, not a curated record. NCBI's taxonomy places the organism in Eukaryota, Metazoa, Arthropoda, Insecta, Lepidoptera, Nymphalidae. Gene Ontology annotation, cellular component: Cul4-RING E3 ubiquitin ligase complex. Gene Ontology annotation, molecular function: protein binding. Bases 291 to 1640 code for a protein of 449 amino acids.